CAGGCACAAUGGGAAAGAUCGUCUUUUUCGAGGACAAGAACUUCCAGGGCCGUUCCCAUGAAAGCAGCUCUGACUGCUCUGAUCUGCACUCGUUCUUCAACCGCUGCAACUCCAUCAGGGUUGAAAAUGGAAACUGGAUGCUCUAUGAACGACCAAACUAUGCUGGACACCAGUAUUUCCUAAGAAGAGGAGAAUAUCCUGAUUUCCAGCAGUGGCUGGGUUUUAAUGAUUCCAUCAAGUCCUGCCGCCUAAUCACCUCAUACAAAGGGUCACAUAAGAUACGGAUGUAUGAGAGGGAGGAUUUUCGAGGUGAUAUGUUGGAACUGACUGAAGACUGCCCAUCAGUUUUUGAGAAGUGUCAUCAUCAUGAUAUUCAGUCUUGCAAUGUCCUGGAAGGGUCCUGGAUCUUCUAUGAGCUCCCAAACUACAAAGGAAGGCAAUAUUUCUUGAAACAAGGGGAAUAUAAGAGAUUUUCAGAGUGGGGUAGCCUGAACAGCAAAGUAGGAUCUAUGAGACGUGUUGUAGACAGUUAUUAAAUUGCUGCACUGUCACAAUAAAUAAGCAAACAUAUAUGCUUACAAAAA
Xenopus laevis (African clawed frog) is the source of this 584-nucleotide messenger RNA. RefSeq names its product crystallin gamma a gene 12 S homeolog (gene cryga.12.S). Gene Ontology annotation, molecular function: structural constituent of eye lens. Gene Ontology annotation, biological process: visual perception; lens development in camera-type eye. The record is from RefSeq and is marked provisional. NCBI's taxonomy places the organism in Eukaryota, Metazoa, Chordata, Amphibia, Anura, Pipidae.